Spirometra erinaceieuropaei is the source of this 6206-nucleotide messenger RNA. NCBI's taxonomy places the organism in Eukaryota, Metazoa, Platyhelminthes, Cestoda, Diphyllobothriidea, Diphyllobothriidae. The record is from the annotation of a GenBank genome assembly.
AUGCUAGCAGAUACCGGAUCGUCUGUGUCAGGCAGCACCAUCUCUCUACUCCACUAUGACCUCGUUGGGCGUCUCUUCCGGGCAGACCUUUUCUCAAUCGCCGUGGACGUUGCCAACGCUAUGGCUCACCUGACGUCUCUUCGAGUAUGUAGACUGGCCUUACAAUAAUCCCCUUUGUCUUCCAGCAAAUGAAUAGGACUCAGACAUACCCGCCAUGCCAGACAGUCCUGUGGUGACUAUUGGGUUGCCCUUUAAGUUGGUGCGCUUUUCAAUCAUUCAUACCAUUCACAGAAUUAAUGAGUUAUGUAUUCCGCUUCGUUCGCAACACUUUCCCAACGUUCAGGCAGUUUUCCAAUCGUGCGCCUGGAAAAAUCCGCGGGAUUUGCGCAAUUAAGUCAUCGAUCAAGUUUUGGGGAUCCGUGUCGUUAUUGGAGGAUACUUCGGUCAAAUUGUUUGGCUUAACCGAAGAAGAUAAUAACCCGAUAGAGCAGAGUCCGGAGAAUAUGACGGAUGCGAAAGGACCUCCCAACCAAGAUCUUCAAUGACACAUUUUAGUUUAAUUUGCGACAUGAAGCCCAGCGUUUUCAUGCUGCAAAAUGGCACCAUUUUGACGAUUCUGGCGAUUUAAGUUAGAAAUGUUAAAUGAAUUUGGCAAACGCUUGGGUAGAGGGACGAAAUGACACAUAUAACAUGGACACAUCAAACAAGUUACAACAUGACUAAAUUCUGAAUAUAGUGAGAUAACAAAGGUACUAAAGGCCCAGACACGCGUGUUUCGCUGAUAUUGGCACAGUUACGAGGGGUUCGGCUCAACAAUGGGUCCUCCCCCAGUGCCGGUGUACCUUUUGGCAGAUAGUCCUGUUUCAUUUUUAAUUUCCACAGAAAUUAAUCCCUAACUUGUAGUAAAUUAGUCCAACGCUUCUUAUCACUGAGCUAUGGGCUCGCUGUCCUGUCGGUUGCGAUGGGGAAUAUACAGUGAUAGAGGGGCGCUUACUGACCGUGCUACGAACCCCCCUGGUCCCCUUGUCUCUCCCUCUCUCUCUCUCUCUCUCUCUCUCUCCCUCUCCCUCUCUCUCCCUCUCCCUCUCUCUCCCUCUCUCUCUCUAGGAAUUCGCGCGGAGGGAGUGGACAGUAAAAUAAAACUGCGUAAAAAUUGGGUGUUUCGUUACUAUGAACCUCUCCCAUUGAUUUUCGAUGCCCUUAUGAAUCAAAGUCUAUUUUAAAGCAAACGCGUGCAAAAAUAUCCCGUAUUUUGCUUAUUUGGCAGCAAAUCACGUCUUCAAAUUUUGUUCUUAACGAAACUAUCUCCUGAUUUUAAAGUACGUUCCUAAUUAUGAGACCUCAAGAUCAUGAAAAGUCCAUACAUAAAACAUCGUAUCUCUGCGUUGGUUAAUGUUGUUCGUAAAGCAUGCAUUAUGGUUUAAAUCCACUGUAAAACUUGGUGAACCACAUGUGGUAUCUUAAUGUUGUGUGGAAGUUCAUGAUUUUUCCUGUGCGGAAAAUGUACAGCCUAUAGUUUGGGGAUCCUGAAUGCAAGUGUGAUGGCGGGUCGGGUUCAAGGUUACUCGGGAAUUGAGAGUUUUAGAAAGUCGAAUUAUACUCCUGCUUCGAGUAUGAAAUUUAAAGAAGCCGUAAUGUGCUACCAAAUAAGUAAACGAACGAAUGUUUUCUUACAUGUUUUUUUUGUAGCAUAUAUUUGCAUUUAUAAGGGCAUUGAAAAUAAUUGAGAAAAAUUCAUACUAAAAAGUCGUUUUUGUAAAAUCUAGUUUUUUUUUCAGACGGCCGUGAAGCAAGCUUGUUCGAAAGCCGACAUCCUGAUUUGACUUAAAUAUCUUAGUAUUCAGCUGUGCGGUCCUUGAUUUUGCAAUUCUUUUAAAUUAUCUUUUCGAGUUUAAAACACAUAUCAGAAUUUCGGUUAACGUUUUAUGAGAUAGCAUAUCUACUGCGUGUUGGAAUUCUACCAGAACGCACAGAUCUAAUAUCCCUGCAUUAAUUGCCAAGCUCCCCAAAUCACUGAGUGUUUUAUUGACUCAGAUGUCGACUGUAGGCAGGCUCGAUAGCCAGUCGCCGGAAGACGUUGUUUGGUUUUUUUUCUGUUGCUGUUGACGUCGAUCAGGCACUCACUUCUCUCAACGCUAUUGGCCCUCGACAAGUAUACUCUACACGAACGGAAGCCCUUCAGUCAUGUAGAAAUUCGCUUAUUCUCUGGCUCUCUGAACACGUUCGGCGGCUUGAUAGAGGGAUGAUCUGUAAGUCUCUAGGUUCGAAGGUGAACCUCUCCCCUUCCGGGGACACAGCUGCCAUGACUGUGCUGAACGGUAGCAGGUGAGAUCUGAUUGGGUGGCUAUGACUUUUGCCCUUUAUGUAGGUAGUCGAAUUGCCGUGUUGGCCACCGGACGGGUAUUACUGCACCGUCGUCCGAGACCGCCUAUCUUUCAACAAGUUUUUCUCCGAGUGCCGUCACACUAUCCACGACCGGUGGACGUGCCAAUCGACUUCCAGCUGUUCAUCCUCAGUGUUUAUUUCACCUGGCGCAUAUUCGGUAAAAUCCAUGCCUUCCAGAAAUUGUUUCUCACAACUCCACGCUCUAAGUAUUUUGCCUUCCGACACAACGGCUUUGAGUACAAGGGCGGAAUGAACAAGAACGUUUUUACUGUAUGCUGUCAGAAUAGCAUUGUCGACAAAAAACAAAGGAGACUGGGAUGGCCAUUUCUGGCCAAACGUGACUGGCAGGACGAGCAAUGAACUUCUAAGGAGCAGGUCAAGGGAACAAGCCUUUGGGGGGUUGCACAACUCAGAGUUGGGUACGGCUGGCUGACGACGGCUAAUUAGCUAGAAAUAGCCUGAUUAGUCUCCCUUGCCUAUUCUGCCUAUAUUACGCGCCGUUGCGUGGCAGCUACGGAGUUCAAGAGGGAGAGAGAGCCCUAAGGUACAACGGAACGUGUGACUCCCGUAACGCAAUCGAUGAGCGCCCGUCUACUGCUGUGUGGUGUAAAUUUUAUCCUGGCCGGUCUUUUGAGGAUGCCUCUUCGUGAGUCCCUGCUUGCACCCAUAUACCACGACGGAUGUGACCAGUUUCUUGCAACUAAGCCCUUGAUUUUUACUAGAUUCCGCAGUUUUUGUUGCUUUUUUGCAAUUCGCGUCACAGACGUUGGGAACCAGAGUUUCGGUGAGACAGACCUGUCUGGUUGACGCCCCUUUUUGUUCACCUGUGCAGAUAUCCCACGGUGAUCUGGCCGCUAGGAAUGUCAUUCUCGCCGGCGAUUUCACCGCGAAGCUCUGUGACUUUGGUCUAGCCCGGUCUUAUGACGACUCACCGAAAAAGGUACGUAUACCAUGUUGUUUGUCCACGCAAUUCGUUCGAUGACCCUUGCUGACGCACGCACCUCCGUUCACUGUCUUUUACAGACAACCUUUCGAUCUAAACACGCGUGGGUAGUGGUAGGUUGUAGGACCCUAAGAGGACUAUCCUACACAGACUUUCUACUUUACUUGUUUCGGUACGCGGUCGUUUUUUGGACGCUCCAUGUAAGGAGACCAGUGCAGACACUUCUCCGCACUCAGCCCACACUUCACUUGACCCUAGUUCACAUAGUCGAGACGCGAUAGUAACACUUCGCAGAUCCUCCGCAGAACCUUGAUCUGCGAAUGUCUCUGAUGAUGGAUUCGAGUGAGGAUCCGAAACGUCAGGCAAAUAUAUUUCUUGUUCCGGUGAUGGCAUCAUCAUCUUCUGAGUAACACUUCGGUUCCCUACUGGUAUCAGGGUCAAUGCGGAUACUACCUUGCACUGCACAUUUACUUUACUUAAACUUAGGUCAGAUAGUCGAGAAGCGGUUAAACCAUCCUGGCUCCUUCCAUGUACCGGGGCGAGCGCAGGCGCUUCUCUGCACUCAGCCCACACAUCGCACGAUAGAUAUUUACUGUUGACACUGCAGUCUUCGUCUAUUUGUGUAAUUUUCAACAUGUGCAUAUAUGGCUGACCGGUUAUCCCUACGCAGCCUAUGGCUUCUUAAAUUUUCCUUUUAGACAUUUUUCUACACUUUUCAUUAGAUAUCUUUAGUAGCGUACAACGGUAUCUGUUAAUACUUACAUUACUCCGGCGUCGCUUUGCUUUCUGAGAUUGUCUGAUUUGGGUUCGCUAUCGAGCACUCAAAACCAGUGGGAGUGGAAACAUCACUUAUCUCUCGUCGUUCCUAUUGGAUGGAAUUGCCUUGACCGCCUGACUGGAUGUAAACGUACUAUCGGCGGCUUAUUUAAAGCCCGCUUCUUCUUGAAAACCAUUUUUUGUUUCUUUUUUUGAUUAUCACUCUAACUUUUCGUUGCUAUACAGCAGCCCGCCUUAAGUUUCACGGCCGCAGUUCAUUUAUUUUCUGCGCUUCCUCGGAUUUAACCUUCCAUCCUACGCGCGUGAUGCCCCACCCGUAAAGCCCCCAUUACCACUUGUCCUGCAAAAUACGGGUAGCGAUCUAUCUUGGGAUCUUACAAACCACCGAUGCCCACCUGUGUGUUCUAGGCCAUAUUCCAUUUCAGUUACUUUUGCUGCCUCCGAUAGGUCUCACUGGACCGUCUGCCCAUCCGUUGGUCCGCUCCAGAACUACUGGCCAACCCUCCCGUAUGGCACCCGAAAAGUGAUGUCUGGUCCUUUGGAGUGCUUCUGUGGGAAAUCUUUUCGUUGGGCUCGACACCCUAUCCCACCUGUGCGACGGAGGAGGCAGUGGCCGACCGUGUUCUUUCCGGAUGGCGUCUUACAGCGCCCACCUUUGUUCCUCGCCAACUGGAGAGCCUGUUCAGUCACCUCCUGUCGUCCUGCUGGGGUGCGGUGGGCCAACCGGACAGUCGACCUCCCUUCUCUGAGCUACUGCUGUUUCUGCGUCAGCUGUUGGUCCUGCUAAAAUGGCCACCGGCGCGUGCCUCGAAUGUAACUGUAAGUUUACAUCCACACAGUGCUGCAUCCUAUGUGCCGCGCACGCGUCGUCAAAUGUGCGUGGAUGUUUUUCCAGUUUUCCCGAGGGGGGAACCGGGGGAUUGGGUGACCAAUGAACGAUGUUAUUUCUCCAAAAGAAAUGAUUACUGGGAAUCGAAGAAGUUUGUAUGCAAAGCAUAAAGCAGUAAAUAGGUUAUCCUGGGGAUGAAACGAGGCGAGUGUUUUUUUUAAAAAGUACAGACGACUAGAUCGGUCUACAAUGGCCAAAGUCGUUUUGGACCGAGUAGCGGCUGGUCCAGGCUUAGAAUAGAAGACGAUGACUAGGGAUUCCCUCAACGCCUGUAUCCUUACCUUUUGGUUAGAGCUUUUGGAGUGUUAUCUGGCGUCCUUCGAACAAUAACCUAUUCCCCUCUCAGGCGGUCUUAUCACCGCAUCCAGCAUGUCACCAGACUUCUUGGUGCACAUGUUGUCUUUGCCAGCUGAUGAAGAAUGCUUGCUUUCAGACUGUUGGUGAUUACGUCUGACCCCGUAGGACAAUCAUGUCUACUUAUUUAAUUAUUUGCCGCAAUGAGUAGAAAGGUAUUAGCCUAGACACGCGUGUUCCGUCGAUUUUGUGCCGUUGCCUGAACAGGUCUGUUUCAAAGCAGUUACUCAAAGUUCGCCCAUUAAUCUCCUCGGACAUUAAACAAGGCAUGUCUCCUUAGUGCGUUUCUGCGCUAGCGAGUGACGUCAGUAGGCGAGUACAGAGAGGGCGAGCUCAACUUCGGCCAAUCAGCUAACACCAUCUCGCUGAUAUGCUAACUUAGCCGCCAUACGUUCCCACGCUAUCUGCGGGUCUAUGUAGGCCCACCAGCCAACUUCCAAAGAAGGCUCCCUGUAUGUCUGGAAUGCAGGUUACCCCCAGCGUUGUUUUCCUGAUCUCUGACUAAAGAGAGAUAGGUGCAGAAGCGGUCUUAGUGAUUACGACACACAAUCUGCUUAUAUUUGUCAAUCUAUUACCCGAAUAGCCCUACUGAUAGUGCAAAUAAUCGGAGUCUAAUCAGUCCUGCCGGCAUUCUCUCUUCUGUCAUCUGUCAUCCUUUCUGGCAUAGGGCCGUCGAGAUAUUUUACUCAUCUUCUAACACGAGAAACGAUCUCCCCCCGCCUCUCCUCCUCCCUUACACCGAACAUACUUCUGUCACCGUUUCCAGAACGCUCUAUACAUGACGUUUUUUUCCUAAUAUUCCCGUAGGCAAACUGGAACGGUCUUUGUUUCGGGACUUGCAUGAGUUGUCUGCCGUGA